CAUAAAUAAAACAUGGAUAAUCAAACUGUAGUGUCUUACUUUUUGCUCCUGGAAUUCUCAAAAAGUCGACAUCUGCAGAUUUUAUAUUUUUUCAUGUUCUUUCUGUUAUAUUUAGCAACUCUAACCACAAAUCUUCUCAUCAUAUCUGCAGUAGCUUCUGAUCAUCGAUUGCAUAGGCCCAUGUACUUCUUUCUAAUGAAUUUGGCACUGCAGGACCUAGGCUCUGUUUCAGUGAUUGUUCCAAAAUGCAUGAUGAAUUUCCUCCUAAAUACCAGAUACAUUUCUUACUUGGGUUGUGUUGCCCAAGCAUUUUUCUUUAUCUCCUUUGCAGCUUCUGAUUUCUUCCUACUCACAGCAAUGGCGUAUGAUCGGUAUGUUGCAAUUUGUAAUCCACUCCAAUAUGAGACAUUGAUCAGUUUGAAAUCCUGCACUGAAAUUGUGGGUCUAGUUUGGAUUGUAAGUUUUCUCUAUGGUACGUUGCAUACCACUGGCAUAUUUUCCAGCUCUUUGUGUUCUAAUACUGUAAACCAGUUUUUCUGUAAUAUUCCACAAUUGCUUAAGCUAUCCUGCUCUAGAAUCAAUUUAAUAGAAGUUAGGAUUAUUUUGGUCAGUGCCAUUGUAGCACUAGCUUGUUUUACUUUUAUUAUCAUAUCAUAUGCCAUGAUCUUCAAGGCAGUACAAAGAAUCCCUUCUGAACAAGGAAAGCUAAAAGCCUUAUCAACUUGCAUUCCCCAUAUUACAGUAGUAUCUAUCUUUAUAUUAACUGGAUUCUUUGUUAAUAUGAGACGUCCCUCUGACACCCCAUCUGAUUUAGAUUUGGCUUUGACUAUUCUAUAUUCCCUUCUUCCACCCCUCUUCAACCCAAUCAUCUAUAGCAUGAGGAAUAAGAAUAUAAAAGCUGUCUUCUUUAAAUUGUGGAGAUUCUGA
Molecule: messenger RNA, 927 nt
Organism: Thamnophis elegans (Western terrestrial garter snake)
Lineage: Eukaryota; Metazoa; Chordata; Lepidosauria; Squamata; Natricidae
Product: olfactory receptor 14A2-like
Exons: 1
Coding region: 13-927 (304 amino acids)
Biological process (GO): G protein-coupled receptor signaling pathway
Cellular component (GO): membrane
Molecular function (GO): G protein-coupled receptor activity; odorant binding; olfactory receptor activity
Source: RefSeq, a predicted model, not a curated record